Aspergillus homomorphus CBS 101889 is the source of this 1582-nucleotide messenger RNA. It is a transcript of the gene mfs56, whose product is annotated as putative MFS multidrug transporter. The annotation marks the transcript as partial. The transcript has 5 exons. Gene Ontology annotation, biological process: transmembrane transport; basic amino acid transport. Gene Ontology annotation, molecular function: basic amino acid transmembrane transporter activity. The record is from RefSeq and is a predicted model, not a curated record. Gene Ontology annotation, cellular component: fungal-type vacuole membrane. Lineage: Eukaryota; Fungi; Ascomycota; Eurotiomycetes; Eurotiales; Aspergillaceae.
CAUGUACCGGCUGAGACUCAUCGCCGGUCUUUCUCUGCCUUUUAUCCUGUCCACGCUGGAUCUGACUAUCGUUGCUACUGCGACGACUGUCAUUGCAUCGCACUUCGACCAAUUCGACGAGUUGAACUGGAUCAUAACGGCCUUCAGUCUGACGUCGACGACCUUCAUUCCAAUCUUUGGCCAGCUCGCCGAUGUCUUCGGCCGGCACUUUGUGUUGCAGCUGGCGCUCUUUCUCAUGCUCAUCGGGAGUGUUCUGUGUGCGGCUGCGCAGACGUGGGCUAUGUUGCUGCUGGGCCGGGCGUUGCAGGGCACGGGAUCCGCGGGGUUGGGAAACUUGAUCAUGAUCAUCCUGGCGGAUAAGGUGUCGUUGAAGGAGAACGCAAGGAAUAAGUCGUUGUUCACGCUUGUCGGGGGAGUCGGAUACGCUGUGGGACCUAUUGUUGGAGGCCAUAUCCUGAUCUACGUGUUGCUGCGGCACGAUCUGGUUGAAGGGUCUAUGUUCAAAAAGGGCUCGAGGUGGUCGUCCGUGCUUCCGGCUCUUGCGACGGUGGACGUUGGAGGAUCGGUUCUCUUUAUCUUUGGGGUGGGCCUCAUUAUCCUGGCAACUACCUGGGGAGGUGCAACCUACUCGUGGUCGGCCCCGCAGGUUCUGGCGCCAUUGAUCGUGGGUGCGGUUUGCUUCGUGGUAUUCUUCCUUUACGAGUAUCUGCUCGAGCCAGGCCGACUGUGCGCGAGAGUAUUUCCCAGACAUGUGGCGAUGCUGCCUUAUAGUCUGUUCGAACGCAGAGAUACGAUCUGGCUCGCGAUACUGAACUUUGCAACGGGGGCAGCUUCGUACUCGAUCUUCUACUUCGUCAGCAUCUACUACAUUCUUGUGGCCGGGUACUCGGCCUCAAAGUCUGGCCUCGAACUUCUCUACUACAUCCCGGGCCUAGGAGGGGGCGUCUACCUCGCCAUUUACAUGUGCAACAUCCUCCCCCGACAGACAUUCUACCCUCUCACCCUCGGCGCGAUCCUCAGCACCGUCGGUCUAGCAGUGAUCUCCUACGCCGUCAGCGCCCGCAACACCAGCCUCCUCAGCGGCAUGAUGGUUGUGACCGGGGCGGGCAUCGGUCUGCGCCUGGUGCCCUCCUCGCUACACACAGCCGGCAUCUGGCCCGAGAAGAUCGCGCCCGCCAUGUCCCUGAUGCAGGUGUCCCUUCCAUUCGGCGGCACCAUCGGCCUAACCAUUAUGACGAGCGUGUUCAACAACAAGUUCGGCAACUCGGCGGCCAUCCGGGGCUUGGGAGGCGGCAGUGGCAGCAGCACAACGCUAAACGUGCACGACAAGGACUCCCUCUCCUUACUCAACGGGCUACCAGCCGCCGCCCAGGAGGCCGUCCGAGCUGCCGGGAAGGACGCGAUCAUGUGGGCGUUCGUGGCGAUCCUCCCCAUCAUGGGGGUGAGCUUGCUGACAGGGUUACUGAUGGGGAACGUCUGGGUCAAGGUGCAGGGCGACGGAGACGGAGACGCCGGCGCAGAGGCGCGAAGCGAAGUGAUCUACGUUCCGUAUCUGUGGGCCUUAGCCAAGGUGAGCUCCUAG